UUCUUUCACAUCCGCAUAGAAAAAGGAACCAAAUCCCAAGCUUACCUUGCCAGAAUUCUCAGAGCCUUCGGACUCAGCAUAUUUUUCUCAUUCCUCCUCCUCCUUCUGCAAAUACAAAUUUAAACACAUUCGUCUCUUUUAAAACGAGAGGCACCAUAUGUCGAUGAAGUUAGAGCCGUUGGAUUUAGGAGUUCAGAUUCCAUACCACUUCAGAUGCCCCAUCUCCCUCGAGCUGAUGCUUGAACCCGUUACUAUAUCCACGGGUCAGACCUACGACCGAACCAGCAUCCAGUCGUGGUUUGCCGCCGGUAACACCACCUGUCCCGUCACCAGAGCGACUAUUUCUGAUUUUACCCUCAUCCCUAACCACACUCUUCGCCGCCUUAUCCAAGACUGGUGCGUUUCCAAUCGCGAUUUAGGAGUCCAACGGAUCCCGAGUCCGACCCAAGCCGCCCGCCCGGCUGUGGUUCGGACGUUGUUGAAUCAAGCAUCGUCGGGGACGAGUACUUCUCAGUCGCGUAUCUCUGCGCUGCGACGGCUUAGAGGAUUCGCUAGUGGCUCCGAGGACAAUCGAUCUCUAAUUGGAUCUCACAACGCCCGCCGGAUUCUGCUAAAUAUCCUUUUUGAUGCAAAUUCGGAUUGUUUGGAGUUGAAGCACGAGUCUCUCGCGCUUCUGGUUUAUUUUUCACUCGCUGAAUCUGAAUGGGUCUUCAUCGCAUCGGAACCAGAGAGAAUCAAGUAUUUGUCCCGCUUGCUGUUUCAUUCCUCCAUCGAAGUUCGAGUUAACUCAGCCACACUGAUCGAGACCGUCGUGAGCGGGACCCGUUCGCCGGAGCUGCGUGCUCAAAUCAGCAAUGUCGAUGAAAUCUACGAAGGUGUUGUUGACAUGUUGAAGAGUCCGGUUUCGCACCCUCGCGCUCUCAAGAUUGGGAUCAAGGCCUUGUUCGCUUUGUGCCUGCUGAAACAAGCACGACAUAAAGCAGUGGCCGCCGGAGCGCCGGAGAUCCUCGUCGAACGGCUUGGUGAUUUCGAGAAAUGCGAGGCCGAGAGAGCUGUGGUGACGAUUGAGUUGCUUUGUCGAAUUCCGGAGGGGUUGGCUGCAUUUGCAGGUCAUGCUCUGACGGUGCCGCAGCUGGUGAAAACGAUACUGAAGAUAUCAGACCGGGCGACAGAGCACGCAGCCGGAGCGCUACUGUCUCUGUGCUCGAAGUCGGAGGAGUGCCGGAGGAAGGCGGUGGCAGCGCGUGUGCUGACGCCGCUGCUAUUGCUGGUGCAGAGUGAUUGCACGGAGAGGGCAAAGAGGAAGGCGCAGAUGUUGCUGAAGCUGCUUCGGGAUUCGUGGCCAAGAGAUUGUGUCGGAAACUCUGACGAUUUUGCAUGCAGCGAACUUGUAGUUCCCUUUUGACGAUGCUGCUUGCUUCGUUUGGCGCAUCCUCUCGAAAACUUCCUCCAAAAUUUCCAGUUUCAGGGAAAAGCAGAUCAGAUCAGUCAUGAAUAUGAUUGAGUUUUAGGUUCAUCAGUACAUAAUACUGCAAGAAAUUUUUUUCUUUUAUGGGUUCAUUCAUUCAUUUUAUGUAAGAAUUUGCUGGGAGUAUAGAAAAUCAUCCCAAGAGGUUUUAAUUUUGUAGAGACUAACUAAUUUGAAGUGUUAAAUUCUUUAUUUCUAUAUGUUCAUCGUGAUUA
Prosopis cineraria is the source of this 1683-nucleotide messenger RNA. RefSeq names its product U-box domain-containing protein 26-like. Gene Ontology annotation, biological process: protein ubiquitination. Bases 158 to 1405 code for a protein of 415 amino acids. The transcript has a single exon. The record is from RefSeq and is a predicted model, not a curated record. NCBI's taxonomy places the organism in Eukaryota, Viridiplantae, Streptophyta, Magnoliopsida, Fabales, Fabaceae. Gene Ontology annotation, molecular function: ubiquitin protein ligase activity.